Trematosphaeria pertusa is the source of this 909-nucleotide messenger RNA. Its product is annotated as NAD(P)-binding protein. The coding region runs from base 115 to 801 and encodes 228 amino acids. Lineage: Eukaryota; Fungi; Ascomycota; Dothideomycetes; Pleosporales; Trematosphaeriaceae. The transcript is spliced from 2 exons. The record is from RefSeq and is a predicted model, not a curated record.
AUCCACCAUUUCAAAGUCUAUCCGAAUCCCCUCGAACUCCCUACCAUUACCACUUGACUCCCUCCCAGAGGUUUCAUUCACGUCCACAUCACCAACCUCCCCUCACCACUUACAAUGUCUAGCUCCCGCACCAUCCUAGUCUUUGGCUCCGGCCCCGGCAUCGGGAACCACGUCGCCGCCGAGUUCGCCUCCAAUGGCUUCAACCACGUUAUCCUCCUUGCUCGAAACGAGUCCCGCCUCUCAGAAGACGCGGCCUUCGUCGCCAAAGCCAGUCCUAACGUCAAAGUCGACACCCUGUGUCUCGACCUCUCAGAUCUGUCUUCCAUCCCAGCAGUGCUGAAGAAGAUAGAAAGUCUGACAACAGAGGUGGGAGUUGUCUUCUUCAACGCGGCGAGGAUCAAGUACACCGACAUCCUGGCAGUCCCUGUUGAAGAGAUCGAGGAGGACUUCAAGACCACGAACCUCGCCCUCUACAUUGUAGCGCAGUGGGCAAUCCCACGCAUGCAGGCGCUCGCGAAGUCAAAUCCCUCGGCCAAGCCAAGUUUGCUCGUGACCAACAGCCACCUCCCGUGGGACCCCGUCCCAGUGCUCCUCUCCCUCUCCGUCAUCAAAGCCUCGCAGCGCAACAUGGUGCAAAAUUUCAACCGUGCGUUCAAUGAUAGCGGUGUCCAUGUGGGGUUGAUUAAUGCGCAGGGCAUUGUGGAGCCGCAGAAGCCGAGCCUUAAUCCCAAAAAUAUCGCGGAGAAGACCUGGGGGUUCUUUGAGGCGGGAACGGGCUUGGAUCUUAACAUUACAGAGUAGAUCAAUAGGAUGUUCGGACAGAGGCGAGUAAUUGAACGGGAGGACAGUUGUUGAAGAGACGUGUUGUCUGUAGAAAAUCUAGCCGACGAAUUGAGGGUGCUUAUAAAU